AUGUCACGCAUGUACAGUUAUGUUCUUUCAUUACUUAUUUCUUCGUUGCGAAGUGGUGGCAGUGAUUUGCGACGCCGUGCUACAUCUAUCGACCAGCAAGAGAUACUGAUCGAAAUUCUUGUCUCAAUGGCAAAGCUAGUCUCGCAGGAAAGCGGUGGUCGAAGUCAGAAAGAGAAAGCUCUACGACGAGCGUUACGUGAACAACGUGAUUUGCUGAAUCUCUGUGGCUUACCAUUGCCCGUUGAUCCGACUGUUCGAGUGAAUAUGUUGCUCUCCGAUACUGCAACGCUCUUCAACAGCAAUUUGAUGCCAAUGAAAUUGACGUUUCGAACUGAAAAAGGCGAUAAUUUCGUUGCUAUUUUCAAACGUGGCGAUGAUCUCAGGUAA
Messenger RNA from Gongylonema pulchrum, 387 nucleotides. The record is from the annotation of a GenBank genome assembly. NCBI's taxonomy places the organism in Eukaryota, Metazoa, Nematoda, Chromadorea, Rhabditida, Gongylonematidae.